CUUGGGGCCUAGAGAAUUCACAGCAUGCGCUUUCCAGCGCGAAGCUGGAAAAGCGUACGCAGCUGCGCCUUCGUCGGCUUCUCCUUUGGAGUCCUCCUGUGGCCACAGGUCCGACUCAUGGCCAGCCAGGGUGGCGGCUACGGUGCUCGGACAAUGCCCACGUGCGGAGUCUAUCUGGUCACUGGUGCUACAGAUGGCAUUGGCCGCUACACUGCGGAGCUCUUGGUCAAGCAGCGCCAUGUGGUGCUUGUUCAUGGCCGCUCUGUGCAGCGUGUGAAGGACACCGUGGCGCGCUUGGAGCGCUUGGGCGGCGAAGCGCAUGGCUUUGUGGCAGAUCUCAGCUUAAUGUCCGACGUGCGGAAGUUGGCGCAAGAGGUCUCUGAGAAGUUCCCCGUGCUCCACGGUCUCCUCAACAAUGCUGGAACCUUUGAUGGCGAUUACACGGGCAAACGCCUCCUGGCCACAUGGAGGGAAGCCAUGAUGAGAAUUCCCACGAGUAGGGACUCGGACGACUGGGGACGACGAUGUGCCGAGCAACGCGGUUCUUGGCAAUGCUCAAACAUCGUUGAGAGAUGUCCUGUCGUUGUGGUGGCUUGCUUCUAGCCCCCCUCAAAGAUCUUCCAACUGUGC
This is a messenger RNA of Durusdinium trenchii, 630 nucleotides long. The record is from the annotation of a GenBank genome assembly. NCBI's taxonomy places the organism in Eukaryota, Dinophyceae, Suessiales, Symbiodiniaceae.